AUGGUGGAUGUUGAUAAGGAUGAAUUAGAAAAGACAUUACGUGUCUUUCAAAAAGAAUUUUAUACUUUAAAAGAUGAAAGUGAUAAUUUGAUAUUCCCUGUUUUCAAUACUCUACCAUUAAAAAAAGAAUAUCCAGAUUACUAUGAAGUUAUCAAAAAACCUGUUUCAUUAAAUACUUUGAAAAAAAGAGUUCCUCAUUAUACAGACCCUCAGCUGUUUUUAAAUGAUAUUGUACAGAUGACAUGGAAUGCAAGAAUUUAUAAUGCACCUGAGUCCAUAAUAUAUAUAUACGCAAGAAUACUCGAUGCUUACAUUAGAAAGACUGUUGUCCCUAAAUUAAUUAAGAAAUACCCUCAUGUCGUAUACCCUAACCCUGGACCCUUACCUGAACCUGAAGAUAAUAAAAUUCAAGAGGAUAUGUUGGCAAAAUAUGGUGGAAUACCAUUACAAACUGAACUACCAAAAAAGAAGGAUAGUAUUGAACAAAUAGAAAAUGAUUCUGAACAUCAAGGAAUGAAAACAAGAUUUAGAAGUACAAGACAGAGUGAAAGAAAUACAAACAACAAUCAUAUUUCACAACAACAGGGAAAACAGCAGAGUAGCCAUGAUGUUGUUUCUGGAACAACCCCCAAUUCCAUAUCUUUACUAUCAAAAAAGGAUAAACUUGAUGACAUGGGUACUGAAACUGCUCAAUCUUAUACAUCUAACAAUUCAUCACAAUCAUCUCUUUACCAAAUGAACGAAGCGACACAAUUAUCGUCACUUCAAAAUCAGACCCAAUUUCCAUCACAUCGAAAUCCAGCUAUACUUCAAUGGCAGUUUCCAAUAAUAAGACAAGGAUCAGAUAAUCAGUCUAUGUCUAGGAGUCGGGGCAGGCCGCACAAGUUACGUUCCCCAGAAAGUUCUCCUUCUGUUACGCCUACCUACUCAUAUUCAAAAAAUGCCCAACAUAAGUUAUAUACCAAACGUGGUAGACCUCCUGUUAUUGAUUUGCCAUAUUUACAGAGAAUCAAAAACAUUUUAAAGAAUUUGAAAAAAGAACGUGACCUUAAACAAAAAUUAUGGAUAACAGCACCAUUUGAAAGACUACCUGGUGAAUUUCAAAGUGAAACAAUUAAAAAAUCAAUUCCUGAUCCCUUAUGUUUAGAUGAUAUAAGAAAAAAAGCAAAACAUCGUAAAUACAAGGACUUUCAAAGUUUUCAAAAUGAUAUAAUGCAAAUGCUGAGCACGUUUAAAUUAUUUUAUAAGGACAAUAACACUAUGUUAAGAAAUAUUUCAAACUUAGAAUCCGUAUAUGCCAAUUUGGCAAGAAUAGAGCUAGCUAAACCAGAUCGUUCUUUCCUUCCAGAAGGUGAAGUUAGAAUUCCAUAUGAAGAUGUAACCGUUAACAAUAUCACAUAUCAUAUUGGUGAUUGGGUAUUCAUAAGGAAUCCAACUGAUGAAAACAAACCUAUUGUUGGGCAAAUCUUUAGAAUUUGGAGUAUGCCGGAUGGAAGUAAAUGGUUCAAUGCAUGCUGGUAUUUUAGACCUGAACAAACUGUUCAUAGAGUUGAUAGAUUAUUUUAUAAGAAUGAAGUUAUGAAGACUGGUCAAUACAGAGAUAGCUUAGUAACUGACUUGGUAGGUAAAUGUUAUGUGGUUCAUUUUACUAGAUACCAAAGAGGUGAUCCUGAUAUUAAACUUGAAGGUCCGAUGUUUAUUUGCGAAUUUCGUUAUAAUGAGACAGAUAAAGCCUUUAACAAGAUUAGAACAUGGAAAGCUUGCCUACCAGAAGAGUUACGUGAUCAAGAUGAACCUACUAUACCUAUUGGUAGUCGAAAAUUUUUUAAAUAUCCUUCUCCAAUUAGACAUUUGUUGCCUCCUAAUGCAACACCGAACGAUCCAAUACCAGAACCUGUUGAGGGUGUACCGGAUGGACCACCAUUGGUUGGUGCCGUAUAUAUUAGACCUCCAUUAAAACGGGAUGAUCUAGGUGAAUAUGCAUCAAGUCCAGAUUCUCCUAGGCACAUCAUUAGACCUGGAGAACCCUAUGGUGAAGGUAAAAUAGAUUUUGAGAUGGGUACAUUAACAGUUUCUGCGUCUGCCGUUGGUAAAGUAAGCUACUAUCAAGCUAGAAAGGCACAAGCUACCUUAGUUGCUGAGGCGAAUGCAGGGAAAAUACACUCUCAAGUACAUACAGGAAUUGAUAAUAGUGCAUUCAAUAACCUGAAUAUACACAACUUCAACAAAAGUCCAAUCACUGGAAUUGAUGGAAACAAUAGUAAUAGUAUCCAGUUGGAUAACAGGAUUACGUUUCAGAAGUUGAAACAAAGACAAUUACAAAAAAUACAAGAUCAACAAGAUCAACAACGCCAACAACACAUGAGUAAUCAUGCUACUAAUUACAAUCUCACCAAUGUUAUUAACAAUAUGUCUUCCUUGGCCUCUAAGAAUGCUUUAACACCAAUAGAUAUAGAUUCACCUGGUGCAUACACUCUACCAAUAAGUAUUACAAAAGGUGUUGAAACUCUACAACAUUUAUAUGGUAUAGAUGGAAGGAAACUAAUAGAUAGAUCUAUCCCUCGGAAAAGAAAUCAAGGUGACGUUGUAUGGUUUAAAGGUCCAAGCACCCGUAUUGAAGAACGAGUUUUAAACAUGGGCACUUCAAAUCAUUCUGAAUUCUCACUAUAUAAUAUAUUUCCAUGGAACCAAAAGAAACCCCACCUAGACUAUAAGGAGAUUGAAGAAGAGGUAACUGAACAUAUAAGACAUACUAGACACAAUAAAAGAAAAGAUGUUUUUGAAGAUGAUGUCGAAUUCAAAUUGCCAGAUGAAAAUGAAAAUAAAGAAGAUAUUAAAUAUGUUUCAGGAACCUAUGCACUUGGACUACGACCAUCUGCCACAUUUAUGGCCCACAAAUUAAAUAAAAGUGGGAUUCAUUAA
Molecule: messenger RNA, 2922 nt
Organism: Arxiozyma heterogenica
Lineage: Eukaryota; Fungi; Ascomycota; Saccharomycetes; Saccharomycetales; Saccharomycetaceae
Gene: RSC1
Product: RSC subunit protein RSC1
Exons: 1
Coding region: 1-2922 (973 amino acids)
Biological process (GO): transcription elongation by RNA polymerase II; chromatin remodeling
Cellular component (GO): RSC-type complex
Molecular function (GO): chromatin binding; protein binding
Source: RefSeq, a predicted model, not a curated record